AUGGCAACCACCAUAGCUCCUCUUGCUUCACCUCCAUUGCCACUGGAAUAUUUGGCGUAUAAAACAGUGUACUGGAUUGAAACUAAUUCCUUCUAUCAAAUGUACUUGUUCUUUGAAGAGCUUAAUAAGGCUUCCAUGGAGCAACAAGCAGCCGCCUCUAACAAUUCUAACCAUCGUCGGAAUGCAACCUAUUAUUCCUAUCACGGUACAGCCCUGGCAGCACCUGUAAUGCCUUUCCAAAUUAUUGAUUUAAUUAACCACUAUGACAAAUGUUUCCGAAGAAGACCACUGUAUUCGGCGUGUGCCAAAGGCUCCCUUCCUCUCGUGAGAUAUUUGGUUGAUUUGGGAGCUCGAGUGAAUGAUUUAAACGAAUCCGAACAUACUGCCUUAUGGAUUGCCUCAAAUCAUGGUCACUUUGAAAUUGUAAAAUACCUCCUUAAGAGAGGAGCCGACAAGAAUAUGAAAUGCAAGAACGGAAAAUCAUCAAAGGAUAUCGCUUCGGAGCGUGGUCAUAAGCACAUUGUGGAACUUUUGGAAAAUUUUGAUUAUGAAAUGUACAAGUUGAUGAGAAGGAGAAAACAGAUGUUUAAAUCUCGCCUCCUAAAGUCAUCCAAUCACCAAGGAUUCUGUGAUGUGAAUGUCAUGACAUCUGAGGAAAAGAGUAAUGAAAAUCUACUGCCAUGA
Molecule: messenger RNA, 684 nt
Organism: Naegleria fowleri
Lineage: Eukaryota; Heterolobosea; Eutetramitea; Acrasida; Naegleriidae
Exons: 4
Coding region: 1-684 (227 amino acids)
Molecular function (GO): protein binding
Source: RefSeq, a predicted model, not a curated record